Glycine soja is the source of this 728-nucleotide messenger RNA. Its product is annotated as cysteine-rich and transmembrane domain-containing protein WIH1-like. The record is from RefSeq and is a predicted model, not a curated record. The transcript has 3 exons. NCBI's taxonomy places the organism in Eukaryota, Viridiplantae, Streptophyta, Magnoliopsida, Fabales, Fabaceae. Bases 110 to 439 code for a protein of 109 amino acids.
GCAAGUUAUGAUUGGAACACCUUGACAAACAAGGUUUUCCUCGUCUUCCAAAUUUCCCUAAAAAAAAACAAGAGCCAUUGAUGCCUUGAUCCCAAUUCCGCACAUAAUAAUGAACAAUUACCAGAUAGCACCCCAAGACCCUUAUUAUCCUCCUCCAGGCUACGCCCCUCCUUAUCCCCCACCACAGGGUUACCCGCCACCGGGUUACCCGUCAGCGCCGCCGCAGCCUCCGCCGGGGUACGUGCCGUAUCCGCCGCCGCAGUACGAAGGCUACCAAGGCUAUUUCAAUCACGGGUAUCCUCUGCCACCCCCUCCCAAUUACCACUGCCAUCACGCUCAGCACCAUCACAAUGAUAACCCCGGUUUUACUUCUUUCUUGCAAGGCUGCUUGACAGCAUUUUGCUGCUGUUGUUUGCUAGAGGAGUGUUGCUUGUUCUGAUAAUCAUAUUAAAAGAUGUAUCUGCAGUUUGGUGUACUUGGUUGGUUAUAGCUCUCCGGAUAAAUGGUGCUCUAAUUGUCUUGAUAUGUGCGGGACCUGGCUAGUGUUGCUCAUUCUUGUAACUCCUGGUUUUUACCGUUGCCCUCACUCAUCUCUGGGCUGUUCAUAGAUUGUGAUGUUAUCUUUGUGAAUUUCUUUGUAUGGGUGCUUAAUGUACAUUGGCAAUUGUAAAAAACAGUCAUUUAUGUGGAAUAGCAAACUAAUAUAUUAUGGUUAUUCCCUGCUAUCA